GAUCUGUGGAUAUGUUAGUGUGUUGAUCUGAAUGCGUUCUGUUACAUAAGGAGAGGGAAUACUGGGAAAAGAAUUAUGUUGAAACUGACACUGCCUGGAAGUUAAGGUAGCUUUGUGGGGGUUCCUUUGUAGGUUGGUCAACCACUUUCCUAAAUUUCUUCAGUAAAUUGUGCAUUCUAUAGUUUUGUUGUCUCAGAUGUAAAUUUAAAAAAAUUGCUAAAUUUGUGAAACAUGCUCAUUAAAAACGUAUACAUAUUUUUCUCUAUGUAAAACAAUACUGAUCACUAGAACUGAAUGGUGUCUUUUGUUGUUGUUGUAAACCAAUGUAUUUCAAUUAAAACAAUUUGUAUGCAUUUAAAAUUAUAGCUUGUUACCAGUAUGUGUGAACUUCAUUUUUGUUGAAACGAUACAUGCUUCUGCAGUUGUUGAUGUUAUUAAACAGUUUUCUGAAAUGAUUACCAAAUGACAUGUAGAAAGAGAUUAAAAUCAUAAUGUGUGUGAAAUCAUAUAGUGAUCUCAGCUUUACGUAAGAAUACUUUUUUGCUCAUAAUCACAAUAAUAAUCAUGUUUAGCUCAUAUAUAUUUGUAGCAGCAGAUUUCCCCCCUGAAAUAACUGAUAUUCCCUAACCAUCAUCUGGCAGUAGUAUAUAUACAUAGUACUGUGAUUCACCCCACAAUCUCUGUAACCUGACCCAGUCCCCAUACAAGAAUCCUUUUUUUGCUAUGUUUAGCUCAUAUAUAUUUGUAGCAGCAGAUUUCCCCCCUGAAAUAACUGAUAUUCCCUAGCCAUCAUCAGGCAGUAGUAUAUAUAUAUACAUAGUAAUGUGAUUCACCCCACAAUCUCUGUAACCUGACCCAGUCCCCGUACAAGAAUCCUUUUUUGCUCAUAAUCACAAUAAUAAUCAUGUUUAGCUCAUAUAUAUUUGUAGCAACAGAUUUCCCCCCUGAAAUAACUGAUAUUCCCUAGCCAUCAUCAGGCAGUAGUAUAUAUACAUAGUACUGUGAUUCACCCCACAAUCUCUGUAACCGGACCCAGUCCCUGUACACCCAGCCAACAUAACGCUACCCCAGCAUGACCUUUACUGACCUUAUCUUGUUAUCUAAAGAGGGAUAUAAGCUAACACUGAAGUGAAAGAGGAGCUGACACUGUAAACAAGAAGCACUGAAGUAGUUUGUUUACCUGGAUGGGCCGUAUACUGCACUAUGGACGGCAGGGCACACAUUUAUAUGGCUUUAAUGAUUGUAAUGUUAAAUAUUUGUAAGGGAGAGAAAAUACUUCUUUUCCCAUUCUCACAGAUAUUUAACUCAAGAACCAUGAAUGUAGAGAAAAUCGCUAUCUUGCUAAGGGACAAUAAUCAUUCUGUCAGUAUGUUGGUCAGUGACCAUUACCAGCCAAGCAGGAAUAUAGACAGUGUGCAUUUGAUUCGGUACAAAAUGCCGGAGGUGUGGAUCAACCAAGGCGGAGAGCUGGACUUGACCACUGCUCUCAGCUACAUUGACCAGCCAGCCAUCCCCCUCCUCAGAGACACAGACAUCAUGGAGUUUACCCUGUGUGAUGCUUUAUUUGGAGACCAAACCUUAAUUCAGAGUCUGAAACAGGAAAACUUCUCCCUCUAUUUCUUUGAUUUUGUAAACUUUGGUCCAGGGAUAUUCCUGAAUGAAUACUUACAGGUGCCGUCCAUUGCCUACUCUAACUAUGGGUUCUGGAACUCGUGGUGGGUCUUCCACCAGCCCAUCUUCUACUCUUACAUGCCAUUUCCUUUGGGCAGCCUGUCAGAUCACAUGACUUUCUGGGAACGAAUCCAAAACAUUUACGACCACUGGGAAGGCAUGAAGUGGAUGAACGACAAAAUAGAAGAUUUAGAGAGAAAAAGAUGGGAAUAUUUUCCCAACGAGAAGUGGCCCCACAUGCGACAUGCUUUUGAACGUGUUUCGCUGGUCAUUGCAGCCAAUGUCCAUUUUGCUUUUAAUUACCCAUGCCCUGUCAUGCCUCAUGUCAAACCCAUCCCUGGUCUCCUGUGGACACCACCCCAACCUCUGCCUCAGUAUUACAGUGACCUGGUCUCCUGGGCUGAUCACGGCAUUGUUCUCAUGAGCUUUGGUACCUUGGUUCCAACCAUGCUUGAAGAAAAAGCAGAACUUUUUGCCAGAGUAUUUGCCAAACUUCCCCAGAAGGUUCUGUGGCGCUACAAGGGAACACCUCCCAAAUCCCUGGGCAGUAACACCCACCUGGUAGAAUGGUUCCCCCAGAAUGACCUCCUGGCCCAUCCUGCCACCAGACUGUUCAUCAGCCACUGUGGAGUAAGCAGUACCUGGGAGAUGCUGUACCAUGCUGUCCCUGUGGUCGCCAUUCCUCUGCUGUUUGACCAGCAUCACCACGCCAGAAUACUAACAGACAGGGCUGGGGUAGGAGUGAGACUGGUCUUCAGUACUUUGACUGAGGACACCCUGGAGAUGGCCAUACGCAGUGUUCUGGAGAAUAAAGUGUUCAAGGAAAAUGCUGUUAAGCUCUCAGAGCUCCUCAAAGACACCCCCAUGUCUGGGCAAGAUGAACUGUUAUAUUGGAUAAACUAUGUCAUACGCCACAAUGGCUCCAGUCACUUUCACUCACAAGCAGCUUACAGACUGAACUGGGUCCAGUAUUUCUUACUGGAUGUCGCAGCCCUCAUGGCUGUGCUUGCUUUCACUGUUAUUCUUGCUGUUGUUCUUAUGGUGGUAUUUGUGUAUAAGUUGUCCAAGAGCAUACUGCCUUUACUUUUUAAGAAGAAACUGAAGACUGCAUGAAUGGUGAAGAGAGUUCCUGGGUCCAGUGGACGCCUGCACAAGACAAAAGACGGCACGUGGGAGUGGUCAGAUGAUGACCUGGACG
This is a messenger RNA of Lingula anatina, 2869 nucleotides long. RefSeq names its product STE20/SPS1-related proline-alanine-rich protein kinase. The record is from RefSeq and is a predicted model, not a curated record. NCBI's taxonomy places the organism in Eukaryota, Metazoa, Brachiopoda, Lingulata, Lingulida, Lingulidae. Gene Ontology annotation, molecular function: ATP binding; protein serine/threonine kinase activity. Gene Ontology annotation, biological process: protein phosphorylation. Gene Ontology annotation, cellular component: cytoplasm.